Messenger RNA from Melanotaenia boesemani (Boeseman's rainbowfish), 1686 nucleotides. It is a transcript of the gene srsf9, whose product is annotated as serine and arginine rich splicing factor 9. Gene Ontology annotation, molecular function: mRNA binding. The transcript has 5 exons. Lineage: Eukaryota; Metazoa; Chordata; Actinopteri; Atheriniformes; Melanotaeniidae. The coding region runs from base 316 to 1053 and encodes 245 amino acids. The record is from RefSeq and is a predicted model, not a curated record. Gene Ontology annotation, cellular component: cytoplasm; nucleus; ribonucleoprotein complex.
CCAAGACUGCUAACACGGAAGCAGCACGGUGCACGAAGUAGUAGCACGAAGUCUACAACAAAAGGCAUCAUUACUUGCUUUUAAAGCUUUCAGGCUUGGAUCCAGGGUUCUUUGCCUGCCUUUUUUUUUUUUCUGGAACUCAUCAGUUACCAUUAUCGUGGCUGCAUCCCCCGUUUAGAGAUUUAGAGAUGGACUAUGUUUUGGACCUAGGAUUAGGGAUAAGGACCACUUCCAGCUUUUUGUGAAACCAAGAAGUGAUCUUAAAGUCUGCAGGUGCCUCCAUUCUCUGUCAACAGUGCCACCCACUUAACAACCAUGUCUGACGGUCGCAUCUAUGUGGGGAAUCUUCCCAUGGAUGUCCAGGAGAGAGACAUUGAGGAUCUCUUCUUCAAAUAUGGAAAAAUUCGUGAAAUUGAAUUGAAGAACAAUAGAGGAACCGUCCCUUUUGCCUUCAUCCGAUUUGAAGACCCACGGGAUGCAGAUGAUGCUGUCUAUGGAAGGAAUGGAUAUGGAUAUGGGAACUCUAAGCUGCGUGUGGAGUAUCCUCGAUCCUCUAAUAAAUCUGGACCAAUGGGAGGAGGAGGUGGUGGAGGAGGACCAAGAGGAAGGUUUGGACCACCAACUCGAAGAUCUGAAUUUCGGGUCAUAGUGACUGGGUUGCCCCCAACUGGGAGCUGGCAGGAUCUGAAGGAUCACAUGCGAGAAGCGGGAGAUGUUUGUUUUGCGGAUGUGCAGCGAGAUGGAGAGGGUGUGGUGGAAUUUCUCCGUAGAGAGGACAUGGAGUAUGCUUUACGCAGAUUGGAUCGGACUGAGUUCCGUUCACAUCAAGGUGAGACCUCUUAUAUCCGUGUCUAUGAGGAGAGAGGUGCCUCCAGCUGGGGUCGCUCACGUUCCCGUUCCAGAUCCAGAGGUCGCUAUUCUCCACCCUUCUAUAAUAGAGGAUCUCCCCCUAUGCGCUAUCCGUCACCACCACGCCAUGCCAUGUCUCGGCAUAGCCCGCCACCCAGGAGGCACCCUCCACAGCACCAUAGCCCACCACGUCAUUACCGAUAGAAAGGCUGGUCAUACAUUUACAGAGGAGUUGGAAGGAAUGUUUUGUAAUUCUGCAUUUUAUCUUUUUUUUUUAUUAUUAUUUUUCUUCCCCUAAACCUUCGGCCCCUUUGUAAACAUGACACUUGGUCAUCUCUUGAUAGAUACAUUCCAUAGUCGGGAACCCCUAAUAGCCUGCACCACGUCACAGCCUUAAAUGUUAUUUUUGUCAGUUUUUUUUAAACACUCAGGGGUUACCUGGAAGCAGGAUUGGUGAUUUCUUUUUUAUUUCCAUCAGUGUCUUGUCGUCUUGGAGGUUUCUUUUAUAAAGAAGUCCUUAAAUUAACAGGAUUUAACAUAAGUGACUCCAAAUCAUGUGGAAAACAACCCACACAUCCCAAUCUGCAGCUGUCAGGAUGAACAUAAUUUGGCUUCUUUAUUUGUCACAUUUAGUUAACUUUAAUAAUUUGCCAAUUUAAGAACCCGUGAAACUAACCAAUAUUUUAAAAUCGUAAAACCUUUUUACUGUAGACUGAGCCUCAUCUUUCUUUUUUCCUUUCUUUCUUUAAUGUGUGAACCAUUGAUCGAGGUGGCCUCUGGGAGAUGGUAAUUUGUGUUCAUGUUUUUCUUUACCAAUAAACUUUUACUGUGAUAGUA